Molecule: messenger RNA, 4647 nt
Organism: Ipomoea triloba (trilobed morning glory)
Lineage: Eukaryota; Viridiplantae; Streptophyta; Magnoliopsida; Solanales; Convolvulaceae
Exons: 2
Coding region: 1-4647 (1548 amino acids)
Molecular function (GO): catalytic activity
Source: RefSeq, a predicted model, not a curated record
AUGGCUUCCUCUAGUCAUGCCAAUGAUUCACUCACAGCUCACUAUGAAGGCCUCACCAUCCAGGACAGCGACGACAUCAACAUUCCCAUUAAUGUUGAAGACCUUCCUUCCCUCCUUGACGAUGACGCCUUCGCGUUGGUCGGCACUGUCUUCACGGAAAAGCAGGUCAAGUUCCCUUUCAUGAGAGACACCAUAGGCACGAUCUGGCGUCCACAACGCGGUAUGAUGGUUAAAGAGAUCCAAACCAACUUGUUUGUCUUCAUUUUCUUCCAUGAGAAAGAUAUGCUGAGGGUUUUGGAAGAUGGGCCUUGCUCUUAUGAACAAAACCUCCUCAUCCUGCAAAAGCUUGGCAACCAAGAAAAUCCCUUGGAUGUUGACCUCACCAAGGCUGAGUUUUGGGUCCAAAUACACAAAGUAACAAGGCAGCUUAUCAACAUCCAAACGGCAGAAAAGAUAGGCAACAGUCUGGGUGAGUUCGUGAAAGCCGAUAUCACCAACUUUGAUGGCACAUGGAACGCCUUCAUCAGGAUCCGGGUCUUGCUAGAUGUCACAAAGCCCCUAAAAAAAGGUCUCACCAUCACUUUGUCCACAGGAGAGGACUUGAGGUUGGAAUGCAAGUAUGAACGUUUGCCAACUUUCUGUUUCAGUUGUAGAAGAAUAGGCCACGGAGAACGCUAUUGCCCCAUGCAACUCGAGGAGAAUGAAUGCAUCAGAUCCUACGGCCCCGAACUCAGAGUAGGGGGAAGGCGCAUGCAAUCAUCUGGUAAUAAAUGGAUCCUAUCCGAACGCCCUGCAAAAACCCUAUCUCCGGCCGCCACUCCUACCAGCGACAAUCAGCAUGUUCAUCCUCAGGCGGGUUUCCCAAGGUACGAGGUUACCGUUGGUCAAAGCACUGUUCCUGAUUCGGCUUACACGCUGGGUAAUGACCAGAGCGCAGCACCCCAGGCUAUCUUUAAUGCGACUGCCACGCUCGAGGAAUCCUCAUUUAAUGCCCAUAUUGUGGCGGCUGAAACGCUCCCUCUUAGUCAACCAAGUACCUCUGUUCUGGGCCUACUCAUUCAAGAACAAAGAAGUAGAAGAAGAUCUCACGAGGAUUUUGGGCCUUUUCUUAAUGGGCCGGAACGGGCUUCUGCUAUGAACAAGUUAGAGCCCAUCAAGAGGCGGUUGGGCUUUGAAGGCCUGUUAGUUGUUGAGAAUGUGGGUCACAGUGGUGGAUUAGCAUGCUUAUGGAAACACAGUCAAAUGCUCAAAAUCAAAAGCUAUUCGCACAGACACAUCGACGCGAUCGUCUCCCACAAUGACAGUGAACUUUACUGGCGCCUUACUGGUUUUUACGGCGAGCCAGAUCGGAAUAGGCGGCACAUCGGUUGGAACUUGCUUAAGCACCUCUCAUCCCAAGACAACCUUCCAUGGGCUAUUAUUGGCGAUUUCAAUGACAUCCUGAAUCCAGAUGAGAAGAGUGGUGGACUACCUGGCUUUGGUGAGGCGGUGGAAUCAAGUGGACUCUCUGACUUCCCUUUCACUGGUCAUCAGCUCACUUGGGAGAAAUCAAGAGGUAGGCCUAAUUGGAUCCAAGCUAAACUUGAUCGGAUCCUCGUCAAUGAUUCUUGGAAAGACGCAUUCGCAGAAGCUAAAGCCUGCUCCAUCAUCUCCUUUAGAAGCGACCACCUCCCGCUUCUUCUUAAUGUUGUUUCUGUUCACCGCCAUCCCCGUCAUCGUCAGUUCAAAUUCGAGAAUCUUUGGCUCAAGGAAUCCAGGUGCCGUGAAGUGGUCAUUGAGAGCUGGUCAAACUCAUUCGGUCUCAACCUCCUUGACAGAAUUGAAAGAUGUGGCAAGGCGGUUUGGCAUUGGGGAAAAAUGUUCACGAAAGAUUUCCAGAAGCGCAUCAACUAUUGGGAGAGGAGAAUGUCCUACCUUAAGCCUAGAACAGAUCAGAGGGGAUGUGCUCUUUUCAGGGAGGCACAGUACCAACAUUUAAAGGCUCUGGACCAACAAAACUCAUUUUGGAAACAACGUGCCAAACAGCACUGGUAUAAGGAUGGAGAUCUUAACACCACUUACUUUCACAACGCGGUCAGGAGGAGAAGGCAAGUGAACACUAUUCGCAGGCUGAAGAAUAAUGCAGGAUCAUGGGUUGACAAUGGUAAUCAACUAAAUGCCCUUAUCUUGAAUUAUUUCCAAUCUCUGUUUACCUCCUCUGAGUGUGACAUAACCCCUGUUAUCCAAAGUAUUGAGAGUAGUAUCAGCGAGGCUCAAAAUCUGAUCCUUAACCGGAAAUUUGAGGGAGAGGAAAUUAGAAAGGCCCUCUUUGAAAUGAAGCAUGAUAAAUCCCCUGGACCCGAUGGAUUCACCCCUGGUUUCUACCAACAUUACUGGGAUAUUAUCGGGAGGGAUGUGAUAAAUUUCUGUGAGACGGCUAGGCUAACCAAGCAGCUUCCCAUUGGCAGCAACACCACUCACAUUGUCCUAAUUCCAAAAAAUUCCAAGCCCGAAACCAUGUCUAAUCUGAGACCUAUCUCCCUCUGUAAUGUCCUAUAUAAAAUCCUUUCUAAGACCAUUGCCAACAGACUAAAGCCUUUGUUACCUUCUAUCAUCUCAAGCUCCCAAAGUGCCUUUGUCCUAGGGAGGCUAAUCAUUGAUAAUAUCCUCCUUGCAUAUGAAGCACACCACUUCUUGAAUAGGAAAUCCCAAGGAAAGGGGGGAAUGGUCAGUCUUAAGUUAGACAUGAGCAAGGCUUUUGACAGGGUUAAUUGGGACCUUGUGAGAGGCAUUCUAGGUAAACUGGGGUUCCAUGCUGAUUUUGUUAAUCUUAUCUAUGCCUGCAUAAGUUCUGUCAGCUUCUCUAUUCUACAAGAGGGCUCUGUCAUCGGUUCGGUCACUCCUCAAAGAGGCCUAAGGCAGGGGGAUCCCCUCUCCCCUUACCUCUUCAUUUUAGUUAUGGAAGGUCUAAGUGCCCUUAUUCACAAAGAAGUCGAAGCUGGUGGGCUACACGAAAUUGUCAUUGCCAGAGAUGCUCCGGCCCUAACCCAUCUGUUCUUCGCAGAUGAUUGUCUUGUGUUUUGCAGGGCUAAUUCUCUUGAGAUCAACACUCUUAAAGCCACGCUGGAGGAGUUCACUACGGCUUCUGGGCAGACUAUAAACUUCAAUAAAUCAGCGCUCCAAUUCAGCAGAAACGUUGAUCCCCUUACUAAGGAGGUUGUCUGUGAAACUAUUGGCAUCAGUGAAGGUAGCCACAGGGGUAGCUAUCUCGGCCUUCCUUCCCUUAUUGGCAGGCGUAAGACUGAAAUCUUGGGCUUCAUAAAAGCAAAGAUUCUUGGGAGAAUCUGCAGCUGGAACAACAAAUUUCUAUCACGAGCAGGCAUGGAAGUCCUCAUCAAGAACGUGCUUCAAGCAAUCCCAACCUAUGCCAUGAGCAUUUUUCAUCUCCCCAAAACCUUGUGUAAUAGCAUUGAAGUUGCGGUGAAUGAUUUCUGGUGGAGAGGGCAAGGUUCAAGGGGUAAAGGAAUCAAAUGGAAACGUUUGAAGGAUCUAUGUUACCCCAAGUCUGCAGGGGGUAUGGGCUUCAGGAGGAUAGGUGAUUUUAACUUGGCGCUCCUAGGCAAACAGGCCUGGAGGUUUAUUGCUCACCCUGAUUCCUUACUCACAAGAGUUUUCAAGUCUAAAUAUUUCAAGAGCUGUUCCUUUUUCGAUGCUAGUUUGGGGAGCAAUCCAUCAUUUGUCUGGCGUAGUAUUCUUGCAUCCCAGAAAGUGAUCAAUGACAACUGCAGUUGGAGAGUGGGCAACGGCACAUCUAUCAAUAUAUGGAAGGACCCCUGGUUGGUCGAAGCCCCCCAUCCCUUCAUCCAAACAGUUAUGCCCACCCACCUAAGUGAUGGCACAGUCUUAGGCCUCAUGCACCUCGACAAUUCGGGUUGGGACGUAGACAUAUUGAACGACAUUUUCGAUGAAGAGGACAUUGAUAAUAUUCUUAGCAUCCCUCUGCCAAUGUCGAACCAUGAAGAUAGAAUCAUCUGGACAAAAAAGGAGGAAGGUAUAUAUUCUGUGCGCAGCUGUUACAAAUAUCUGGUUGGUUAUCCUUCGUUGCCCCAGCCUUUCAAAUGGACAAAGAUCUGGAACCUCUCUAUUCCCCCGAAGGUCAAGAUGUUUACAUGGCAAGCCUGCAGCAACACUCUCCCAACAGCCUCGAACUUGAUCUCAAGGAAGGUUGAUUGCCCCCAGCUUUGUGCCCUUUGCUCAAAGGCAGUGGAGACUACAUCUCAUGUUCUCAUUUACUGUGAGGUCGCAAUGUCAUGUUGGAACACAUUUGAUGAUAUCUACAUGGGCACCAACUUGGACAUCACAACCUGGCUCGAGAGAAAUAUGGAAAAGCUGUCCACGGAUUAUUUUGGUCUGCUCCUCACUUCAUGCUGGAUGAUUUGGCAAGAAAGAAACAACAAAGUUUGGAACAACGGCCCGUCUUUACCUCCCAGAAUUCUUGAUCAUGCUGCUUCAUUUCUUAGCACCUGGAGGUCCCUUCAAUCGUCUACCCAUGCUCCCACUGCUGCCACCUCCACAACCACUUGGCAGCCCCCACCUACUGGUUAUUUAAAAGUGAAUGUUGAUGCUGCUAAUGAUGCCAACUCCAAAUCCACUGGGUGGCCUGUCUAG